UAACCUAUCAUUCUUCUGGUCAUAACUUUGCAAGAGUCCACAGUUCCGAGCCGCGAACACACAUCUCUGUCUUCCAUACUUCACACCACCGCCGUUUCCGGUAUCUUCACCACCAAACAACUUCGUCACAACUUCGCUCCUCCUCCUCCUCCGCUGUUACCGGCGCAGUACAGGCAGGACAACUCACUGUGUUAACUGAAAGAGCUCAUAGCAUGUCCUGGGUGGCUCGUGGAAGUCACCAAUCCAAUGCUAAUGCCAAUGGAAACGCCAAUUGCAAUGGCAAUGGUAAAUUCUCUAAUGCAAAUCGGAAUGGGAAAACCAAUUCCUCUCCCUGGAGACAAAAGAUUGCACAACAGAGAAAAUCUCUUCCUAUUGCUUCUGUUGAGAAGAGACUAAUUGAAGAGGUUCGGAAGAAUGAUAUUUUGAUUAUUGUUGGUGAAACUGGAAGUGGAAAAACUACACAGAUUCCACAGUUUUUAUUUAAUGCUGGAUUUUGCAACAACGGAAAAGUUGUCGGAAUAACUCAGCCCAGACGUGUUGCUGCUGUCACUGUGGCCAAACGAGUGGCUGACGAAUGUGGUGUUGAGUUGGGCCAAAAGGUUGGGUACUCUGUUAGAUUUGAUGAUUCUACUUCCAACUCAACAAGGAUCAAAUAUAUGACAGAUGGAUUGCUUCUGAGGGAAGCAUUGCUGGAUCCUUAUCUCUCUAAGUAUUCCGUUAUAAUUGUCGAUGAAGCACACGAGAGAACCGUCCACACUGAUGUAUUGAUGGGCUUGCUAAAAAAUGUGCAACUUGCUCGGUCAGAAUCUAUCAAUGAUGGUCAAAACCUUAAUAACGGGAACAAGAAUGCGAAUGGUUUCAUGUUGUUGGAUAAAGAUAAUGGCCAGAAUAGCAGUUUUGAUAGAAAAGACCGCCGUGAAAAGAGUUCUCCAUUGAAGUUAAUCAUCAUGUCUGCAAGUCUUGAUGCUCGCACUUUCUCUGAGUACUUUGGUGGUGCCAAAGCUGUUCACAUUCAAGGGAGACAGUUUCCUGUGGAUAUAUUUUAUACUCGUUAUCCAGAAACAGAUUAUGUAGAUGCUGCCUUGAUAACAAUUUUCCAGGUUCAUCUAGAGGAGACCCAUGGUGAUAUUCUAGUAUUUCUGACCGGGCAAGAAGAGAUUGAAUCUGUCGAAAGGCUUAUCAAAGAGAGACUUACAAAGUUACCACAAGGAAGUCAGAACCUUCAAGUUGUGCCUAUAUAUGCAGCUCUUCCACCUGAACAGCAAAUGCGAGCCUUUGCACCAGCUCCAUCUGGGUUUCGCAAGGUGAUAUUGGCAACUAAUAUUGCUGAGACAUCAAUAACAAUUCCUGGAAUCAAGUAUGUAAUUGAUCCUGGACUUGUAAAAGCGCGUUCGUAUGACCCUGGAAAAGGCAUGGAAUCUUUGAUCGUAGUACCUACGUCCAAGUCCCAGGCACUGCAAAGAAGUGGGCGUGCAGGGCGUGAAGGACCUGGAAAAUGCUUUCGGCUAUAUCCAGAAAAUGAAUUUGAGAAACUUGAGGAUUCUACAAUGCCGGAAAUUAAGCGUUGCAACCUUUCGAAUGUCAUUUUGCAGCUUAAGGCUUUAGGAGUUGACGACAUAUUAGGGUUUGAUUUCAUUGAGAAACCUUCAAGGACCGCUAUUAUAAAAUCAUUGGAGCAGCUAUUUUUAUUAGGUGCUUUAACAGAUGAAUGUCAACUAUCUGAUCCGGUUGGACGUCAAAUGGCUCGACUGCCCUUGGACCCUGAUUAUGCCAAAGCUCUUAUUUUAGCAAGUCAGUUUAACUGCUUGGAGGAGAUGUUGAUAACUGUUGCAAUGCUUUCUGUGGAAUCCAUAUUUUAUACUCCGCGCGACAAGUAUGAAGAGGCAAGAACUGCAACUAAGUGCUUCGCAAGUCCAGAGGGAGACCACAUCACUUUGAUUAAUGUGUAUAGAGCAGCUACUGAUUUUUUAGAGAAGAGAACUGUGGAAAUGAAUAAAGCAAAAAGUGAAAAGGUUUUGAGAAAAUGGUGCAACGAAAAUUUUAUCAAUAGCCGUUCUCUUAGACAUGCUCGUGACAUUCACAGGCAGAUUCAAGGACAUGUUCAACAAAUGGGCCUGAAACUUGCUUCUUGUGGAGAUGAUAUGCUUCAAUUUCGCAGAUGCCUUGUUGCUUCCUUUUUCCUCAAUGCAGCUAUGAAGCAGGCAGAUGGAACCUACAGGGCUUAUGCAAGCGGUCAGGUGGUGCAGAUCCACCCUUCUUCUGUAUUGUUCCGGAAAAAACCAGACUGCAUAAUAUUUAACGAACUGAUUCAAACUAAUAACAAGUAUGUCCGUAAUUUAACCAGAGUUGACUCCCUAUGGUUAACUGAACUGGCUCCUCAGUUUUAUGCUAUGCAGAAUUAAGUUCUUGAUAGGGCCACUUGUAAACAGAUCAAUGCAAGCAUUAGAUUAUGUCCGGCCACUAGUUUAUGAAGGUAAAGGUAGCUUUGUAGCUUUCGGUGAUGACAGUUUUCGUAAGGGGCAUGUCCUUGGUAUUUUGUAAACCAUUGAUGUCCAAAAGGUGUAGAUGCCACUGUCAUACACCUUUGCUGGAUUGUUGCCUACCUUAUUUUUUCUUGAGCAAUUUUGACUACUGAGAUUCAGGAACGCUCGACUGAAUGGCAGAAGGAUGCAUAUUACAGUUGUGAAACCUCAUUGAAAUGGUGGUUUGAACAAUGGAAUUUUGCACACAGACUAUGCAACUGUAACUUUACAAAUUUUGGGGGAAUAUAAAUAGAUGAUAAUAUGAGUUGUGUAUUAAUAUGAAAGGUAAUUAUUUGAAAUCUGCAUAUUUGUAUGCCCUGCAUGGCAAUUAUUUGGUAAAUAUUUUGUGUCGUUACCAAA
Trifolium pratense (red clover) is the source of this 2882-nucleotide messenger RNA. Its product is annotated as pre-mRNA-splicing factor ATP-dependent RNA helicase DEAH10. Gene Ontology annotation, biological process: positive regulation of transcription by RNA polymerase I. The transcript is spliced from 13 exons. Gene Ontology annotation, cellular component: intracellular anatomical structure; nucleolus. The record is from RefSeq and is a predicted model, not a curated record. Lineage: Eukaryota; Viridiplantae; Streptophyta; Magnoliopsida; Fabales; Fabaceae. Gene Ontology annotation, molecular function: ATP binding; RNA binding. Bases 213 to 2402 code for a protein of 729 amino acids.